AAUUCCACAACAUCAUCAUACCUUUCUUCAUCCUUUAAUGCCCACCUGGUCAGUUCUUAUAACGCAAUCCAAUUUUCACAUCGUUCUAAUCUAAAUCACAACAAAUUUUAUCACUUUUGAUCAAAACCCACAUACCAUGCAUUAAGUAAUUAAGUUCUAUUGCUGUUAACAUCAUGGAAGAUCAUAUAGAUUGUAUUAUGCAUGGCAUGCUUAGGUUAAUCACCAUACAGUUGCAUCAUAAUGUAACAGGAUGCUGGAUACCACAACAGAUUAUUUGUCCCCCAAAUGUUAAAACUGUUGAGAUUUUAGGGAUGGAAUUCGAGUGUUUGGAGUUAGAACUCAAAACUGAUUUACUACCACCUUUAACCUUCAAUUUCUUUUCAAUUUGCCUUUCUGUAAACGGAUUAUGCUCCAAUUCUGAUUCCACUGACAUUAAAUUGAGUUCUAGAACUUGGGACUUGAAAAUCUAUAAUGAUUAAACUCGUUUGUAUCGAAACUGAAGUAUAGCAUAUAGUGGAUAAUGAUAGCUGUGUGGAAUAUAUAGUAUUCUGUCUCACACUGGUUAUAUUCUAUAUUUCUUGUCUAACAGAAACCAAACAAGCUCCAUUUGAGCUCUCAGAAGAAGUGAAACUUUCGGAACGAAGAACAUACAUAGUGUAUAGUUGAGAUACAAUAUAUGAAUUGCAGCAGAACAUUAAGCUGGGUUUGAUGUAUAGAAAGAUGUUAGCCGAAGGGAUGAGUUAUAUGAAUCAAAUUGCAUAUAGAGAUCUCCAUUCACUAGCCCUCAUUAUUGCAGCAUGUUUUGUCCUAAUAGCGUUGCUUCUAUCAUCUGUUCUGAUUUUUCAGCAUCUCAAAUCAUAUACCAAUCCUGAGGAGCAAAAAUGGAUUGUAGCAGUUCUCUUUAUGGUUCCUGUCUAUGCCUGUGAUUCGGUAUGUAUCCACACUUUAUUGUUCCAGCCUUCCGGUCCAUAUUCUGUCCUUGUGGAAACCAGUGUUUUCUCUUGCUUGUGACAUCUUAAGAAGCUGCUACGAAGCAUUUGCUCUCUAUUCCUUUGGAAGUUACUUGAUUGCCUGUCUCGGUGGCGAAAGAAGAGUUGUUGAAUUACUUGAAAGUGAGAAAGAAAAACUGCUGAACAAGCCUUUGCUAGACGGGAAGGAUGUGAAACCGGAUUUAAAUCGAACAGCAAUAUGCAAAUUCUUCCGAAGACCACAUAUCCUUGGGGAAGAAUUGUUACAAAUAGAGAAAUUUGGACUAGUGCAAUACAUGAUUUUGAAGAGCUUUUGUUCAUUUUUGGCAACGGUAUUGGCGCUUUUCGGUGUAUACGGUGAUGGUGAGUUCAAGUGGUACUAUGGGUACCCCUAUAUUGCUGUUGUAAUUAACUUCAGCCAGAUGUGGGCGUUAUAUUGCCUCGUGAAGUUCUACCAUGUGACUCACGAAAGACUAAAACCAAUAAGGCCCCUUGCAAAAUUCAUUAGUUUUAAGGCCAUCGUGUUCGCAACUUGGUGGCAAGGUGUGGGCAUUGCGUUGUUAUGCUACCUUGAAGUUCUGCCUAAUCAAGGAAGAUUUCAGACCGCAUUGCAGGACUUUUUGAUCUGUAUUGAAAUGGCCAUUGCAGCAGCUGCUCAUGUUUUUGUGUUCUCAGCAAAGCCCUAUCAUUUUCUGUCUGCAUCUCAAUAUGGUGAACUAUCCUCCGAAACAACCAAAGAAGUGAAAGUAGAGGAAUCCAACGAGGAAAACUCCGCUGUGAUUGAAAAGACAGAGACAAAGGUUGAGGCUCCCGGAACAAGUGUCAGACAAAGUGUUCAGGAUAUCGUCGUUGAAGGUGGUCAACAUGUUGUUGAGGAUGUUAAACUGACUAUAAAUCAAGCAAUCGGACCUGUGGGGAAGGGCAUGACAAAGAUUCAAGAGACCAUCCACCAUUUAUCGGUUGGUGAUGAUGAUGAUGAUAAGAAAUCGGAAGUCGAAGUUGAUGAAUACGAACAAGAUGUUAAAAGAGUGACAUCUGAUGACAACAAUGAAAAGCUUGAAGUAAGAAUCGAGAAAAAUGAACAAGUUGCAAGAGUUGGAACUCCGAAGUGACACAUGAGGAAUCCAAGCAUGCACUCGAGUUAUUUUCGAAGUGAGGGUGUCUGGGAGAAUCGGAGAAUUAUCAAGGUUUUUCGCUGCCAGAAGGGUGGGGUAGUUUCUCAUCCAAAUGCCCUUUUUCGUUGCAGUUGAAGCAAACUGCAUCUUCGGGAAUCUUCCCUUUACCCAUUGCAUUGGUGGAACUUCCAAUCUUUGCCUUUUCCUUUGCAACUCUCAACCCUUGUGCAGACCCUACUUUUGAGUGGAAUAUACCAGGCAUCUUUGGUCUGGCUUUAUUUGGAUGUCCGUUCAUGAUGUGGAAACUACGUUUUAUAUAAACGAUUAAUUGCUUGUGGCAGUUUCCGACAAAGAGAGAAAUAGCACUAGAGAACGCUUUCAUCAAUUUCAUUGUCGUACGAUUUCAC
Molecule: messenger RNA, 2490 nt
Organism: Cynara cardunculus var. scolymus (artichoke)
Lineage: Eukaryota; Viridiplantae; Streptophyta; Magnoliopsida; Asterales; Asteraceae
Product: protein LAZ1 homolog 2
Exons: 9
Coding region: 917-2080 (387 amino acids)
Biological process (GO): transport
Molecular function (GO): transporter activity
Source: RefSeq, a predicted model, not a curated record